This is a messenger RNA of Histoplasma mississippiense, 378 nucleotides long. RefSeq lists its product as hypothetical. The record is from RefSeq and is a predicted model, not a curated record. NCBI's taxonomy places the organism in Eukaryota, Fungi, Ascomycota, Eurotiomycetes, Onygenales, Ajellomycetaceae. The coding region runs from base 1 to 378 and encodes 125 amino acids. The transcript has 3 exons.
AUGUAUUCUACCUCUUCCACAAAUCUGCCCUCCCUCAUGCCAGACUAUAUGAACCAGCCAGCACCCAAUGUUACAGGCCAUACUUAUCUCGCCAUCUCCUCUCUAUAUGAACCACUACAUCCAUAUCAAAGCGUUUCACCUGCUCCAGAGGACCAAGUGCGAAUUGUAAAUUCGCGACCGAAACCACAGUGCUGGGAUCAUGGAUGUAACGGCCGCGAAUUCUCGACGUUUAGCAAUCUACUACGCCACCAACGUGAAAAAGCAGGCACUGCUACGAAAUCGGAGUGUCCUCAUUGUGGAACUGUUUUCACUCGGACAACCGCACGAAAUGGACAUCUUGCACAGGGCAAAUGCAAAGCGAAGCGCGAAGAGCAAUAG